Molecule: messenger RNA, 795 nt
Organism: Aspergillus alliaceus
Lineage: Eukaryota; Fungi; Ascomycota; Eurotiomycetes; Eurotiales; Aspergillaceae
Exons: 3
Coding region: 1-795 (264 amino acids)
Source: RefSeq, a predicted model, not a curated record
AUGGAAUCCAAGAAAAUAGUCGUCGUCACUGGCGCCAACACGGGCAUCGGGUUCGAAACCGUCAAAUCGCUGUGGCGCUCCACUCAAAAAUAUCACAUCCUACUUGGGGGGCGCAAUCUGGAAAAGGCUCAACAGGCAUGCCAAAGGCUGUGUGAAGAAACAUCUCAGAGCUCGGUCGAGCCCUUCCAUGUGGAUGUUGAGAGCGACGAGUCAAUUAAUGCAGCUUUUCAGUACAUCUCAGCCAAAUAUGACCGGGUGGAUUGUCUAAUCAAUAAUGCCGGAGCUUGUUUCGAUAUCCACAUCACAGAUGGCCGCAUGACGGCCCGCGAGGCCUGGAAUAAAGCAUGGGAUGUGAAUGUGACAGGAGCGCACAUCAUGACGACUACUUUCCUCCCACUAUUGCUCGAGUCGCAUGAUCCCCGGUUGCUAUUCAUUACCAGCGGGCUUUCCUCAUUGCAAGGGUCUUCUGACCCCACGAACCCUAAGAAUAUUAUCCCGGCUGCAGGUCUUCCAAAGCCGAUGCCGUUUGUCGGUUACCGGUCCUCGAAAGCUGGCCUCAACAUGGUGAUGGUGGAAUGGACGAAGGCGUUGAGGAAUGAUCGUGUUAAAGUGUGGGCGGUCGCUCCUGGUCUUCUGGCGACCUCCCUAGGUGGUGACACGGCACUGUUGAAGAGGCUGGGGGCACAAAAUCCAAGUAUUGGUGGUGAUACCAUACGGAGAGUCGUCGAGGGCGAGAGAGACGGUGAGGCUGGGAGUGUGGUACGCGAGUAUAUAACGCCGAUCCAACCAUGGUGA